Molecule: messenger RNA, 4572 nt
Organism: Sarcophilus harrisii (Tasmanian devil)
Lineage: Eukaryota; Metazoa; Chordata; Mammalia; Dasyuromorphia; Dasyuridae
Gene: TNFSF15
Product: TNF superfamily member 15
Exons: 4
Coding region: 91-852 (253 amino acids)
Biological process (GO): immune response
Cellular component (GO): membrane
Molecular function (GO): tumor necrosis factor receptor binding
Source: RefSeq, a predicted model, not a curated record
CACUUUCACAAGUUGUUGGUAUAUAAUGGGGGUUUCCGGUAUAGGGAGAAGCCAGAAAUUUCAGAGUGAAGGCUGCAAUAGGGCAAAGUCAUGCCAAAAGGGAAAAGUCUGGAGCUGGACCCAGAAAGAAGAAUGGGAAUACUGGAGGAAGGAGACAAUGAUCACAGGAUCAAUCAUAGCACCAGAAGAAACUCAAGGAAAAUGAACCCAGCUGUCACUUUCUGCAUGCUCUUGGUCUUCAUUUUUAUUGCUCUCUUGGUCUAUCUGCUUGUGGAAAACUUCAGAUCCCAACAGGAAAUGUGUGCAAGGGGUCAGGCAAGAGAAUCUGACCGGUUGCAUCAACGAGCAUAUGCACCACCCAGGUCUAAUGCAGAUAAGCCAAGAGCUCAUCUGACAGCUGUUCGACAGAAGUCUGUGACUCCCAUGAAGGAUUCAUGGCCUGCUCUUCAGUGGGAACAUAAACUUGGCUCUGCUUUCAUCAAAAAUCAAAUGAACUACACCAACAAGUUCCUGGUUAUUCCAGAGUCAGGAGACUACUUUGUUUAUUCACAAGUCACUUUCCGAGGCAGCAUGCCAGAGUGUGGUAAAAUCAACCAGAAGAAUCGAUCUAACAAACCAGAUUACAUUACCCAGGUCAUCACCAGAGUCACUGACAGAUAUCCAGAGCCAACACAGCUUCUAACAGGAACCAAGUCAAUCUGUGAGAUAGGCAGCAACUGGUUUACUCCUAUUUACUUGGGAGCUGUUUUUCCUAUGCAGGAGGGGGAUAAGUUGAUGGUGAAUGUCAGUGACAUCUCCCUUGUGGAUUAUACCAAAGAAGAUAAAACAUUCUUUGGAGCUUUCCUGUUAUAAGGACUAAGCAAGCUGUCACUGUAAAAGGAUGCUAUUUUCACUAAAUAUUUCCAAUCCCUAAUUUUAAUCAUUUGUAUGUACUUAAACCCAGAAAAUUCCACAAGAGGGUAGGAGGAAAAAGGGGAGGAAAAUUCCAUUAAGUCAUUAGUUUAGGUGGAAGUUCUGAGUUGAAAAAGCACUUUAUAAUAUUCUUAGAAUAUAAGAAUUCUAAACAAGAUAGAAAGAGAAAGUAUUAUGGAACUUUAAACAUAGAAGAGAUCAUAAGACAUAGAAUGUCUGAACUUGAAGUAACCUUAAGACACUGAAUGUCAGAAUUUGACGAAACCUUAGAACACAGAAUUUUAGAGAUACAAGGAAACUUAAAAUGCAGAAUGUCAGAGCUGAAAGGAGCCUUAGACAAUAAAAUGUUAAAACAUAGAAAACCAGAGACAGAAAGGACUAUUUUAUAAAUUAUCUAAUCUAAUCCCUUUUUUUUUAGUGGGGAAAAAAGGGAAAUGACUCAUUUAAAGUUACACAGUUAAUAGAGAAACAGUAUUACUACUUGAAUAGUCCCUGAGCACAGAAGUAGUUACUAGAGAAGGAAAUAAGAACUUAUACAGCAGUACUGUGUUCUGGUUACCAUGUAACAUGAUCUCAUUUGAUCCUUACAGCAACCCUGGAACAGAUGUGCUAUUAUUAUUCCCAUUUUUCAGUUGAGGAAGAAGGCAAACAGAGGCUAAAUUACUUCCACCAUCACAUAGCUAGUAAGUGUUGGAGGACAGAUUUGAACUCAGUUUUUCUUGCCUCUUUAACAUAAUACUUUGUUUACCAUAUCACCUAAUUAUCUUCUAAACAGAAGAACAAGAAGAGAGUUUAUUAAGAAGGAUGGUUUCUUGUAUGCUCUAUCUCCUAUCUAAAUCUCUAAAAUAAAUAGGGGUGAACAAAGGUGUUUGAUAUAAAGGAUAAAACACUUGAUUUAAAGUCAAAUGUAAAAUGAAGAUGUUGGCCUAUAAUGUCCCUUUUAGAUCUAACUUUAUGGUUGAAGAACCUAGGAUCCCUUCGGUUCUAAAUUCUAUGACCCUCCUGAUCUUUAAGAAAAUACUUUUCCUUGAUGCUCUACUAUAGAUUUAUCAUUAAUAAUUCAAGUUAUUUCUUUCAACUCCAUUAUGUAAAUCACCAUGAAUUUUCUCAAAAUUUGGAUUGGAUGACCUGUGGCAAUCACAAAGUUUUCUCAACUGAACUUUGAGAAUUCUUUAAUCUCCAUUUACCACCUUGGUUCCAAAAGUGAAAAACUAAGAUAACAUGCAUCAGGACUCUACCAACAGGAAUUUUUCUCAUGCCCAAGGUGGAAUUUAUGCAAAGUGGCAUUUUCUCAACAUGACAUGCACACACGUAUAAUGAUUGAAUCAGACAGUGGACAACUUCAAUCAAAAUUAAGUGCCAUAUAAAAAAAUCUCUUCAGAGUACAAAAAAGGGUGCUUGCUUUGAUGGAAAAUUAACUUAGGCUUCAAUGCCAAAAAACAUCAGCUGACUAAAUCCAUACCUUCCAGCAGUUCAAAGAAGUAAAGAAAUGAUAUCUAGACUUGUUACUCAAGAUGGUAACUUCUUACAUCACUCAAAGAUGGUGGGAAAGCUCAAUACAUAAACACCAAUGUUCACAUUGUUCUCAUUCCAGCUAGACAUAAUUAGCCUUCAUUACCUGGAAGUUCAUAGAAGAAGAUUUGUAAUCUUAUAAUCAGAAAAUGUGUGGCCAAUCUUCAAACCUGAAAAAAUUCAAAAUGGAAGCUAGAUCUACUUUGGGGAUGGAUUUGGGUUGGUUUCUUUGUUUAAAUUUGUUUGUAUUUAUUUUAUAAUCAUUGUAAGAAAGGACAAAGUUGUAGAGUAAGAGGAAGAGUUUAUAAUCUUCAAGAAUUAUGAUUAGGAACCCCUUGAUAAUGAAAGAAUUUCCCUUGAAGGAAAGAUUAAAGAGCAGAAUUCAAAGUUGGAGACUUUUAGGAGUCAUUGUCAAACCCCUUCAUCUUAUAUUAGGAAAAUCAAAAUGAAAAGUUAUUAUAGUGCCUUAUUAGAGUCAGCCAAGGUAGUAUGUGGUAGGACCAAACACCCAGAUCUUCCAAGUGCAGAGCCAAAGCACUUUCAUCUAUACUAUAGAGCUGGAAAUGGAGAAAGACUUCUUUACAUGUGUUGUUUCUUACUCCCCAUCCUCACCAUAACAUUAUAUUACCUUUAAUAUGCCAAGCCUCCUUGAUCAUCUCUCAUGGAUGAGUCCCAGUACAAGGAAGUUGUUGAACUGAACUGGGGGAGAGGUUGGCAGUGCAAAUUACCAACCACAGAAAUUUUAUUGAAGAGGAAAAUGCAAACUUAGACUCUGAUUUGUGAAGGUAUUAAGUUAAAUGUCCUUUCUAUAUUAUAAACAUCAUCCCCUAUAUGGACUUGCCUUCAUAAUAUAAUGCAGACAGACUAACUCAAGGAUUUCACCACUUGGAGCCACCAGAGACUUAAAAUUUCAAGGGAUUCAGGAACUUGGGGAAAAACAAUACAUUUUGAUUUUCACUAACCUCUAACUGGAAUUUAGCAUUUCCUUCAAUUCUUUAAAAACAUAAUUCUGAGAAGUCCACAGUCUUCAUCAGAUUGCCAAAGGGGUCUUUGACACCAAAUAAAGUUAAGAACCCCUAGACUAAGUGAUUUCAAUGGUUUCUUCCUUAAAUCCUUUGAACCUCUGAUUCUCUUACCAUGUGUCCUGAUCUCUCUUGAUUGAAAUGAUAUGGAAGACUUCCUUAAGAAGAAAAAAUCUUCCCAAAAUCUUAUGGGGAAAUAUUCACAAAAGAGAACUACAAAUCAGGGGCCCUUAUAUUCAUUUUCUCUUUUAUGUCAAGUUUUACUGAAUGGAUCAGGCAAAGAAAAAAAAAUCUUGUCUAGACAUGGGUGUUUACAAUAAUAGGACUUUCCUAUCACACAUUAGGAAAUGAGGCUCCAGAAAACCCAUACUUUUAAUUUAUUUUGUGUUGGUUGUAAGUUAUCUGUCAGCUUUCCCCACCCAUCUUUCAUAGAAAGAUAGAACCCCAUGUGGCUUUUUUGGCAUCUAGCUAAACUCAGGUAUAUAACAGUCAUUUCAUAUUUACAUAAGACCCAUUUAUCAGUACAUAAAUGUAUCUGUCUUGUAUGUACAAAUAAUGAUGAGUACUCUACUGUUUUAAUGUGGUACAGGACAUUUUGUAGGUGAACAGAAGUUGGUUUCUUUUCUACUCAAGUCAACAAGCAUUUAUUAAGCAUCCACUGUGUGCCAAGCACUAUGCUAAGUGCUAGAAAUAAAAAGAAAGGCAAAAAAUAGUCUGUUCUCCAGGUGCUCACAUGAAAAUAAUCAUUCAAAAACAAGAUAUAUACAGAAUAUACAAGAAAAUUUGAGAUAGAAGGCACUAAGAUUAAGGAGGACUGGGACUGGCUAUUUAUAUAAGGUGAGACUUUAUCUUACAUUUGAAGGAAGCCAGGAGACAAAGAUGAAGAAGGAGAAAGUUCCAAUCAUAGGGACAUGUAACAUCUGUCAGCAACUAGCCUACCCAAAGAAAAAGCAAUGAAUUUAUAAGAAUAAAUCUUAGGAUAGGAGAUUCAAUCAAAGGGAUACUGAGGGAUGGAUUUAAGAAAUGAAUUUGAUUCUGCCUCUAAUGAACAAAAUAUACAUUCAUACAGAUAUAUAUAUAGAUAACUAUAUAGAUAUAUUCAUGCAAAUAUAUAAAAGUAUGGGCA